AUGUAUCUGUAUACUGUGCUUAUUGCUCUUGCGGGUGCAGAACUUUGGUAUCACCAGGUUUUCCUACCUUAUGUUGCACCAACACUGACGUGGAUUUCUGUGGAAGGAAAAGAAGAAUACAUUGCAACGUUCAAAGGAUCUGAAUACUUCUGCUAUGAUUUAUCGCAAAAUCCCAUACAGAGUAGCAGUGAUGAAAUAACUUUGUCAUUUAAAACACUUCAGAGGAAUGGACUGAUGCUUCACACAGGAAAAUCAGCUGAUUAUGUCAAUCUUGCGCUGAAAAAUGGAGCUGUCUCCUUGGUCAUUAAUUUGGGCUCAGGGGCCUUUGAAGCACUGGUGGAACCCGUGAAUGGGAAAUUUAAUGACAAUGCCUGGCAUGAUGUCAAAGUAACAAGGAAUCUGCGUCAGCACUCAGGCAUUGGACACGCUAUGGUGACAAUAUCAGUGGAUGGAAUUCUGACCACUACGGGCUACACGCAAGAAGACUACACCAUGCUGGGAUCGGAUGACUUUUUCUAUGUUGGAGGCAGCCCUAGCACAGCAGACCUUCCAGGGUCACCAGUCAGUAACAACUUUAUGGGCUGUCUCAAAGAGGUAAAUAUCAUCAGCCAUAAAUCCAUUGCAAAAAUUCCCUCUUAUUGUCUAAAGAUGGGCAAAAAUGAAAAUGUUUCCAAGAAAAUCCCUUCCGGCUAUACCCUUUGCCUG
Molecule: messenger RNA, 705 nt
Organism: Tinamus guttatus (white-throated tinamou)
Lineage: Eukaryota; Metazoa; Chordata; Aves; Tinamiformes; Tinamidae
Source: RefSeq, a predicted model, not a curated record